Molecule: messenger RNA, 1444 nt
Organism: Hermetia illucens (black soldier fly)
Lineage: Eukaryota; Metazoa; Arthropoda; Insecta; Diptera; Stratiomyidae
Exons: 6
Coding region: 78-1289 (403 amino acids)
Source: RefSeq, a predicted model, not a curated record
AUUAUUUCUGCUUAUUCAUUCAAAGAUAGCUAGCGAGUGCAACGAGUACUGUCGGGAGUGUAAAGAUAGAUUUCAUAAUGAGUUUCAAUAAAGAUGAAUUGGACCCCCCUAAAUGGGUGAACAGUGACUUUUUGCGAAGGGUUAUUGAAGAUAGUGGAAAAGGGAAAAAUGUUCAGAUUCGCAAUUAUGAAAGCACUCCUGCUACGGUACUUGGCGACCAUUUUGCCAGCAUAAUGUUUCGCAUUAAAGUUACUUUUGCUGCCGAUGGCAUUGCGAAUGGAGUUAUUUCGUUGAUUCUAAAAACUUGUCCAGAUGUUGAUGGAUUGAAGAAACAACUACUCGAUAGUUUUAAUGUUUUCGACUUGGAAAUAUAUAUGUACACAAAAGUACUGAAUGAAUGUAGAAUCAUUUUGGAAAAAUGUGGAUAUACGGAUCUGCUGGCGCCAAGAAUCAUAUAUUCUUCAUUGACUCCACAUAAAGCUAUCGUUUUUGAGGACCUUAACGAACUAGGAUACUUUAUGCUGCCAAAGAACGUCCCAGAUGAGUAUGAAACAAGACUUAUUUUUUCCAAACUGGCUCAAUUGCAUGCCGUUACGUUUAAAAUGAAAGCCGAUGGCCGAAAUGAUUUCAACUUCAAAGGGACCAUUUUUGGUUUGUCAGCCGGGAGACAAAUGCAAUUUUUCUGGACAGGACCAAAAUUCUUGGCGGAAGUGAUGGGGACUUUGCCUGGAUUCGAAUCCUAUGCAAACAAAUUACACAAAAUUACAGCAGAUUGGUUAAUGGAUAAAUGCAUAAAGGUUGUCAAUCUACCAGCAGCCUAUAGCGUCCUUAACCAUGGCGAUUUUCACGUGCGUAACAUGAUGUUCAAGAAGAACAUAUUCAACGCUGUUGCUGAAAUCGCCCUGGUGGACUUUCAAAUACCUCAUUGGGGAUCACCGGCCUAUGAUUUGGUUUAUAUGGCGGCACUCCUGCCAUAUGAAUUCCGUGAGAUUGCAUUCAGGCAUUAUUUCAACAUCUUUAUUGAUGUCCUGGUGAAAACUGGAUACGAGGGUGAAUUACCCACAUACGAACAAUUGCAACAAGAAAUUAAAGCUUACAGUUAUCUGGAAUUAUAUUUUCAAUCAACGUUGGCGAUAUUGGUAUAUAUGGAUAGAAGCAAGAUAGAUUGUCAAAUGGAAACGAUUAUGUCGGAUCCAGUUGUUUGGAGGAGCUUAUACAAUGGCGAGAAUUAUAUCGCUCAUAUUAAGGAAACUGUACCAAAGCUAUUGGAUACCAUUGAUAUUGAAUGAGAUAGUUAUAUAGGAAACUUUAACGCUGGCCGGGCGAUUUAGAAGUAGCUCCCUAGCAGUGUAUUUUGAUUGUAAUAUAUCACUUGAAUAUACAGGUGGAUCAGUUUUGUCGGACAUGUGGUGAAGGUGUUAGUGAAAGAAAUAAAUACGGCGAA